UUAGAGCAGCCAGUCCUGCGGUGCUUCUUCAUUGACAGAGUGACUCCAGGAUUCGUGUGAUUAAAAUGCAAAUGUGAGGCUCGGACGCUGUCGACUAUUGGGUGAGGCAUGUGAAACCGAUGCAGAGGGCAUGUAGGGGUAAAGUGUGCUGAGAGACACACACUCUUUUCUGCAGUGUGAGUGCAGCAGCAGCAGCAGCAGCAGGGAGGUUCUGUGGCUGGAGGAGAUGCAUUCUUUAUUCUGAGGAGAGGAGGAGGAGGGACAGGAGGGGGGAGAGAGACAGAGACACAGAGAGAGAGAGAGAGAGAGGGAGGCAGAGAGUGAGCGCGAGAGAGAGGUGAGAGCAGAGCACCCUCGUCGAACUAUCAGCCAAAGCCAUCUAAGAAAACAACUCGCAGGGACUCUCAGUCUGCGUGCUGCGUUCAGGCGCUAAAGGCAACUUGGCACAUCCAGGCGCAGAGCGCGGCGCACGGACGCAGCUGGGCCGUCAUGGCCCCUGGUGGACCGGUGGACGGCGGAGGAGUAGAAGCGGACGCUGCGAUCGCCCUGCCGCCGCUUCCUUCGCUGCAGAUGGUGUCGAGUUAAGGGUGGAAGAAAGAUAAAAAAAAAAAAAGGAAAAGGAAAAAAAAGAAGGGGAGACUUCGCUGUGAAGCGCGCUGGAGCUGGAGAGAGGAGAAAAAAAAAAAAAAAACAACUCAAGAAGAAGUGCGGGCGGACGCGCAGCCACAGCCACAGCCACCGCGGGGACCCGUGCAGACGAACGUGGUGUUUUACAGACAAACUGGCUCCACGAUGCUGAUUAGAACCGAGAUCCAACGGUGUUACCGAACGGACCUGUACCGCUGGACCGCUUGAAGGACACGGGGCUUAAAGAAACAAGGGCUUUGCGGGGCUUGGAAUGGAUAAACCCUCGAUAAAGGUCCCAGGAUCCAAAUGUCAACCCCCCUGGACUCUGCCCUGGUCGUGGACCAGCAGUGUGUGACGGACAGGCCAGUGGAGCCUGUGGUGGCUCUCUACUGUGUGGCUUCAAAUUGGUCCUGCCUGAGCUCUGCAUGGAUCAACCAGUGAAGUGUCCCGCUAUGGUCUGAUGUCUUAGCAUGGAUGGAGUCCGUCAGAGGACCGGCCGCCGCUAAUGAGACCAUCACUGUUGACCUGAGGAGUGGAAUUUGCAGGAUUACUCUUACGACUACUUUCCCAGCAAACUGCUUCGUUAUUUGACUCUUCAAGUUGGACUUUUUUUUUUGAGCCUAGGUCUCGGUGGAUAUUUAUAUCAUCGCCUUCUGGGUUCAUUACUUUUUUUGCCCUCAGCCAGUUUAUUUUAUUAUUGCUUUCUAUUUUUUUUUUUUUUUUUUUCUCUUCACAUCUUGCUUUUCCACUAUGGAGUUUUUGGCCGGACCCUGGAAUAAAGAUUGGGCUUCUUUUUUGCAGUUUUGGUUGACUGUCAUCCUAAGCCUCCAAAUGCAAUUCAGCUCGAGUGCAUCCUGCCCGACAGAGUGUCGUUGUGACAAAACGUUUGUGUACUGCAAUGAACGCAGCUUGACAUCAGUGCCUCUGGGGGUAGAGGAGGGCUACAAGGUCCUCUAUCUGCACAACAACCAGAUCAACAGUGCCGGCUUCCCCAUAGAACUUCAUCAUGUAGCCUCCGUGGAGACUGUGUAUUUAUAUGGCAACCAGCUCGACGAGUUCCCAAUCAAUCUACCCAAAAACACCCGGGUCUUACAUCUUCAGGAGAACAAUAUCCAAACAAUCUCAAGGGCCGCCCUGGCCCAGCUGGCUAAGUUAGAGGAGCUGCACCUUGACGAUAACUCCAUUUCGACUGUAGGGGUGGAAGAAGGGGCCUUCAGGGAGGCGGUGAGCCUCAAACUUCUUUUUCUUACUAAGAACCACUUGAGCAGCGUUCCGAUCGGUCUCCCGGAGGACCUGAAAGAGCUGCGGUUGGACGAGAACCGCAUUGCCAUUAUCGCAGAAGAGGCCUUCCAGAAUGUGACUCGCCUGCAGCGCCUCCUGUUGGAUGGGAACCUCUUGACAGACGAGGGCAUAGCACCGGGGACUUUUCAGGAUCUGGCCAACCUCCGCGAGUUGGCCCUGGCCCGCAACUCGCUCACCUUCCCACCGCCCCUCUUACCCAGCCAGUCCUUGGCCAAACUCAGCCUGCAAGAGAACCAGAUUGACCAGAUACCUGUGGCGGCCUUCGCUGACCUCAACAGGCUCGAAAAACUGGAUAUAUCCAGCAACCAGCUUCAGACGCUAACCCAGGGCGUGUUUGAUAGCCUGUCGAGCUUGCGGCAUCUAAUGGUGCGCAAUAACCCCUGGCGGUGUGACUGUGCGGUGAAAUGGGUGGUGGUCUGGCUCAAAUCUUUGUCCUCCGAAACCAACGCCCGGGGCUUUGUGUGCCAGAGUCCGGAGAAGGUGCGCGGCAUGGCAAUCAGAGAGCUGACGUUGGAUAUAAUCGAAUGUCCGGUUGACGUCGAUCAACCACCUUGGCCAACCUUGCGCUCGACGCCCCCUCCGCCCACCACCACCACCACCUCCGCUUCCCCUAUCACCACCAAAAUCUCCAACGCCAUCACUACGCCCACCCCUUACCUCCCCGACACGCCCUCUCCUCCCUUACCCCCCAUCAAUAAUAAUCCCCCCGGGCCUCUGCCUCCGUAUCAGGACCCCCUUCAGAUCUCCUUCAGCUUUGUCAACGCAACCAACAUUGACGUGAGCUGGGAUUCCUAUUUCACUGUCACGGCCUACAAGGUGACCUGGGUCAAAAGGGGCCAAACCCAAAUAAACGAAGGAAUGCGGGAGCGCACGGUGAGCGGGGGGAGGAGGCACGUUAGCCUCACUAACCUGGAGCCCAGGUCCGUGUAUCGGAUCUGCGUACACGUGCUGGACACCCUAAACUCCUACAGGCCCGGAGAGGAUACUAUAUGCUCCGAGGUCAAGACCAAGGCGGCUUCAUCGACAAAGACUCCUGGCAGAGACCAAGAUCCUCAGGAGAGCAUCAACUCCACUCUGCUAAUGGCCGGGAUCAUAGGUGGAGCAGUGCUUAUCAUCCUGGUAACACUGCUCAGUCUGUUCUGCUGGCAUAUGCACAGGAAGAGCCGGUCGUCUUCCAGCAAGUGGAAAUACAACCGAGGCAGGAGAAAAGACGACUACUGUGAGGCUGGAACCAAGAAGGAUAAUUCUAUUCUUGAGAUGACUGAGACCAGUUUUCAGAUAGUGGCACUGAACAAUGAGCAGCUUCUCAAGGGAGAUUUCCGUAUCCAGCCCAUCUACACACCCAACGGGGGCAUUGGAUUUAGAGAUUGUCACCUCAGUAACAACAGUAUAGCCUACUGUAAGAGCAGCAACGUUCCCAGUACGGAAUUCUGCCAAACGUGAUGCCGUAGCAAACAUUCAUCAGCCACAUUCACACACACACACACACACGUAAAACGUACAACACACUGUCUGUGUAGACAACAACAACAACAACAACAACAACAAAAAAAAACCAACAUAAAAAAGUUAGUGAAUUAUACCUGUACUAUAUAUAUAUAUAUAUUUCCAAGUUCUGUCUAAAAUGUAAUUUAUACUGUGGAUUAUAAUGUGGGAUUAUCUGCUAUCUUUUUUAUCCUUAGACGAAAGGUAAAAGUGUUUCUUUUUUUUUUUUUUUUCUUUUCUUUUUUUUAUACUCAGCAGGGUUUUCAAAAGUUGUUUUAAACGGUCAGUACUGUACACGAACGUGGAUUUGUACAAUCACGGCACCCUGGGUGUAGCUCCUGACAGACGCUGUCAGCCUCGGAUACGUCACGGAGCUCAGAGGGCUGGGAUCCUUUGCUAACCACAGAAGCAAAAUAUGGCCUUUUUUUGCGCUUUGGCAAACUGAAAACACACACACACACACACACUCACUCACCAGUACAACAGAACAGUAGUAAAGACAACACAGCACAGGGGGGGAAAUCCAAACAUGGCUGAUUAGAGUGCUGUGGAAAUAAAGCACUAGUUCAUAGGUGGCACGUUGUAAAAAAAAAAAAAAAAAAAGAGAGAGAGAGAGAGAGAAUUGAAGUGCACUUAAGUUUAUAAAUGGAGGCAGAGCAGGAAAUGAGUGGUGCUGCUGAUCAUGUUAGAAAACUGUGCCUGCUUGUGCCAGGGAGAAUGUGUUAGUGCCGUUAAAAAAAAAAAAAAAAAAAAGUCUGGACGUGGAUUUCCCAAAAGGAACUUCUCUCCCUCUGAAGGCAUCUUUGUUCUUGUACUUUACAGCAGAACAAAGGUGGGCUUAGUCAAAGGACACUGCAAAUGGAGGCAUAUUUCAUUUUUUUUUUUUUAGCACAUUUCUUCCUUCCGCUGUGAAGACGAGUGAUUUUUGAACACGAGCUCAAAGAGCGACACGUUGUUUGCUGUCUCUAAUUGGGUGCACCGACGUUUGCUAACCACUGUUUUGGUUCUGAUUUCUGAUUUUUUUUUUUGCCCCCUGUCUGCCACCAGGGGGCGUGGAGGGCAAGACAGACAAGAUGACUUCACCCCUCGUGAUUCCCCUUGAGUCCAUUACCCAGACGACAUUAGACGUGGUCACACUAAUGUUUGGGACAUUACUGCUCAUCAAGCUUCCUAAUGAUGUGGAAUCAUUUAAAACUAACAAUCUUCUCUGUUUACUGGCUGCGUAAUACAGAUUUAUAUCACUGUUGAGCAUCACGGGGUGGGGGCACGCGGGGGGCGUGCAUUUUCAUUAUUGUUUAUGUGUGUGAGAUGGCUUUUAGGGAGAAGGAAAACACACGAUGCUUAUUAAACACCCACUCAUUUUAGCUUUGUCUCAGCAUUCAUUCGGCAGUUUUUUUUUUUUUUUUUUUUUUGAUGAUGAAUUGGAAAAUUAACAAUGAGAACGCACUCCGCCCGGGACGCCCCGCCGUGCACAGUCAUGACCGAGAAGCGUCUCGUUAUUAAUCUUUUUUUUUUCCGUCGACUUAAUGCUAAGGAACAGAACACCUGAACGUCGGAAAAAAAAAAUCUUUGUUCGAUUCCCCCCGCUGCUCUUUCUGGGACCGUCUGCCUCUGACCGUCUCGGCUCCCCUUGAUCCCUGCGUGGGCUCAAUUAAAACAGUUUCCCCGUUCUUGGGUUCAUGGUCUGCGGUAGCAGCUCUUUGCAAGUUGAGGUUGCCCUUGAGAGGUCUUCAUUAUACACUUCUUAGGAAGACUUUAUUUGAUUUGACAACAUUUUUUUUUUUUUUUUCCCAAAAGGGCCAAUUUGAAAGGAUUCCCACCGCUGACCUCUUCGCUAACGCAGUCGACCCCACCCUGUCUCUCAUAAUCUUCGACCAAAAAAGGGAGAAAAAUAUGCAGGCUUUUUUUUUUCUUUUUUUUUUCCUUUUCACUUGGCGGCACAACGCUCCUGCUGGGAGACUCAGAGUGUGUGUUAACUCUUUGUGAGAAGAGUGGAUGGUAGAGAAUGACACAAACGAGGCCAAAAUAUGCCGAGUAAGGGCUUUUUAGACGACCGGUAAGUUGAUGUGACGCGCACGUCCCUUACAUUUAUAUCUGCGACGAAACCUGUCGAUAUUUGAAACCUUUUUUAAAACACAGUGAAUAAAUGAAAUGUGUUUUUUUUGCAAACCAUUGCAAAUGGUUUCAGUUGAGUCCUUUUUGUGCCAAGGUACAGAGUACUGAAUACCUCAGUCAUGUGGUUUUAUGCUAACAUUGGGACGACUUGUUCUUUUCUCGCCUUGAAACCAGAUUGUGUCAGCUUCAUACGUUUGUGUUCGAUCGAGGUGUGUUCGCACGUGAGCUGAGAAAUGUUGUUGGACGGACGUCUCCGUUUCAGACACAGUUACAGAUGUGCUUCAGUUGCUUUUGGCCAAAAAAAAAAAAAAACCCAAAAAUUUGGUGAUUUUUCUCCUUGUUCUCUUAAUUGCAUUUUUAUUGAUUCGCUGAAUCAGAACUCUUGCUUGGAUCACUAAUAACUGGUUUGGCUCGAACAUGUGUUUUUUCUUUCUUUCUUUCUUUCGUUGUUGAGCGACCAGGUUGUUUUUGUAACCGAGAUUCUUCUGUGGUUAUCAAAGCAUCCCCAUUUUUGAUUUCUUGAUUCAAACGAAAACAGAUCUUAUCCAGACGUCAGCACACACCCAGUACCCAGAACCACCAGGCUGCAGCUGACCUUACACUUUGAUCGCUCCUGCUCUAUAAUCAUCAUUAGCCCCCCCCGCCAUGUCCUGACAGUCCACCAGCUGACCACGACCCCACAAAGAAAACAUAUUUAUAUAAGAUAUUGAUUGAUUGCUUUCAUCGAUGAUUUUUUAUUUUAUUUUUUUUUUAUUUUUGUUGUUGUUGAAGAUAAAAAAAAGCUUAAUAUCAGAACAACACAACACAAAGUAUAUCCCCAUUCUUCUGGGAAUGUGUAACGGGAGAUAUUUGCCUUACUUUUUACGCGGGGCUGAAUGAUUUGCUAGAGCAUGUUUGAUGACGAUGAUGAUGAGUUGUGGGAGGAGAGAAUUACGAGAGACGAAAAAAGAAAAAAUCAAAGACACAACGGCAGCACAGAAAGCACAUUUCCUCGAACAGAUUGCAGUUCCCGAGGCCACGAUAACAGUAUUAACAGGGAGAGAGAGAGAGAGAACAACACCAGGCGUGACGUGCGGUAGCUAACGAGAGACUGUCGGUCCGUGGUGCCGGUCCCAGAGCGGCGCCCGGAUAAUGAUUCAACCACGACUGGGAAGGUGCUUCGGCGGUUCCUCGGUACGAGCAUUACUCUUAAUCUCCGAGCUGCUUGAUGAAAGAAAGCAGCUGCCGUGCCAUGACCAAUGGAAUUAAAUGAAAUGUAUUAGAGUCUGCUGGCUUCAGUUUAUUACCAUUUCAGGGUGCCGAGAAGUAAUUUCCCUUAAAGCUCAUUGAUUCACAUUGGAAUAAUUACGUUUAAUCACCGAGAGGUUGGUCGGCACAGACCAGACACUUACGAGAACACAACUAGAGUCAUCGUCUCUCAAAAAAAACAAAAAAACCUUCACUGCAAAUACCUGUUAGAGAGUGACAUUCAUUCAAGGAUUUUUGCAUGGACUGUAUUUAGCUUCGUAGCCUUUCAUUAUGUCAUACUAGGUUCUGGACUAUAAUUUUUUUUUUUUUUAAACCAAUCACCCAGUGGUGGUUGACAUUCAGUACAGCAGUGUUCUCUCCUGGUUUUUAGAGAACCCAGGCUGGGGAUUGACAGUGCAUGUCAGAGACGUUGGCGUCCUCUCGUCGAGGUGAUCACAGUGUUAUCGUUAGCCAUCCACACACCGCGAGACAUUCUCUUAGGAACCAAAGUUUAAAAAACGUUUUUUUUUUUGUUUUUUUUUGUUCUCAUGACAAGAUAUCGAUGUUGUUCCAUGUAUGUGCCUUGAGGUUGAACUUACAAUGUAAAGUCCUUGAAACCUUUAAAUGUUUUUGCACAAACUGUAAAUACUUAAGUGAAGCUUUUUGAAAAUAAAAGAGCCAUUGGAUUUA
This is a messenger RNA of Cynoglossus semilaevis (tongue sole), 7446 nucleotides long. It is a transcript of the gene flrt2, whose product is annotated as fibronectin leucine rich transmembrane protein 2. Bases 1378 to 3372 code for a protein of 664 amino acids. The transcript is spliced from 2 exons. Lineage: Eukaryota; Metazoa; Chordata; Actinopteri; Pleuronectiformes; Cynoglossidae. Gene Ontology annotation, molecular function: protein binding. The record is from RefSeq and is a predicted model, not a curated record.